Molecule: messenger RNA, 598 nt
Organism: Phanerochaete carnosa HHB-10118-sp
Lineage: Eukaryota; Fungi; Basidiomycota; Agaricomycetes; Polyporales; Phanerochaetaceae
Exons: 1
Coding region: 63-455 (130 amino acids)
Source: RefSeq, a predicted model, not a curated record
GCUGACAUCCCGUAUUACUUGCAGCUGGUGUUCAAGAAAAGCCUCUUACGACGUACCUUGACAUGUCGCACAACACGGGGUUGCACACCAUACAGUUGGGUGUGCCCACAUACCGCGAUGCGGCGUACAUCUCGCUUUGGCUCAAGACCAUUCUCGGUCAGAUCGCCUCGCCGCUUCAAGAAGUGCGCUUCGCGAUCUACCCCGUCCUCAUGGGCGACGCUCCGGACGCAAAUGACAUGCUUCGCGCUUUUGCGUGGAAGGACAUCGCAUCCAUUCUGCAAAACUCGCAGUUUGCGAAGCUCAAACGGGUUGUAUUCGUCUCCGCGAGGUCGAAGGAUUACUUGAACGUACCCGGGGCAUUCGUCGCGCUACAACCGCUCCUGCGCAAGAUCAUGGUGCCUGAAUUUGUUCCGUUGGCGAAGCAGGGAGUCGAGAUUGCUUUCGAAGGCGCGUGAGGGCAGUGGUGUAUCGGUCUCAGAUCUUCCGGAUUCGAAGGGAUUGUGUAUAGUAUAUUCGCUCGGUUUUCAAUGAUAUCGCAUCCGAUGUACUCCGCCGAGGGUUAGCAUCGAACGAAAUGCUCCGCCAUCACCCAAUUGCC